GGUUUUGGCUGCCACUAACAACUGCCCCCUGACAGCUUCCUUCCUGAGGCAGGCAGGAGGCAAGGCCUUCCUGCAAGACCAGUUUGGUAAAACUCCCUUACACGCAGCACUGGACACUUACAACUGGAAUCUUGCCACGUUGAUGGUAAAGAACAUAGGAGCGUGUAUGUACAUCCCUGACUCCUCAGGCAGACUGCCUGUUGAUAUGUUGCCCUCACAACACAGAAAUCAGCUGGAAUUGGACAUCUUCCGUCAAGAAAGGCAACAGUUAGAAGAGUUAGUUGAGAAAGCUAAGGAUAAAGAAGAUAUGGACCAGCUACAAGAAGUUCUGGAUGAGUUUGAUUCUCUAUUCACAAGAUACUGUGCAAAUCCUGCUAUUGCCAAAACUCGGCUACCUUCAACAGCAUCUCCACAAGAACAUGCUAUUCAUGCCUACGGUCUUCUUGUGUCUUGCCGACGAGGACUAUUACAGCUGGCAUACCUUCUGGUCACAGUGGGUGGCCUUAAUGUUGACACUGUGCUUGAUGGAACACACGACUCUACCGGCCUUCACGAAGCUGCUUCCCAUGGUAACUCUGGUUGCUUGGUUUUGCUGCUCAGUCUGGGUGCAUCUGCUAUAAAACAAGACCGUUAUAAACAUACACCAGCCCACUUUGCUGCCAUGUUUGGUCAUAACACAACUUAUCAGCAGUUAGAGGUGUUCAUGAGGAAGCAUCAGCCUGUGAGCAAAGCAGGAACAACACCUACGGACAUAGUAUUUAAUUUUAAAGAAUAUUUACAUCGUUAUUUGAAGACGGAUAUCGAUUCGGGCGAAACAUUUGUUUUCAAUCAACCGUCUGAAGCCAUUAAAAAACUCCUAAAUUUGACCAAUAUUAGAGAUCUAACAAGACAACUGGAUGAUAUCAGAGUUGACUUUUGUAAAGGCGAAGCUAAGCAAGUUAAAGAUGGCGUUAUUAAAGAGGUUCAGAAUAUUUUGGAUGAAGUGAGUUCUAUUGAUAAGCUUUAUGAAGGUGAACUUAUCACUGUAGGGAGUUCGUCAGAUGGAACCCGUCUGUAUGCACCAGAUGAGUAUGACUUAAGUGUUGUGCUAUCAAACGUUCCAGAAAUCAGAAUAGAGAUUAUCGAGCAGGAUGCACACCAGACAGCUCUGAGUGGACACAGGCUAAGACUUCGUGUCAAGACAGAUCACCCCAGCCUGCAUGGGAAGAAUUUAAUAAAUAACUUCUAUGAAUUAGUGAGGAGCUGUCUUGAGAAGCAUACGAUCAAGUGUAGUCAUCUUAGUUUGGUACCUCCAGGUGUAACAAGAACUCAGGUAGGCAUUGCAAUAGCCUUUGCUUGGCAGGGCAAGGAGUAUCCUCUUCUGUUGAUUGGUAUAGACUUAGUUCCUGUGUUGGCUGUGCCAUGGCCAGCAGAGGUGAGUAGGCCUCCACUCACUCCUGAAAGCAUCAAUCAGGUGUACCUUAGUAACACAGCUGACGGGGAGUGGAGGUGUAGUUUUGCCGGUGCUGAGGCAGAGGUCCUGAAACAACUAGACUCACAGGAACGCCGUGUUUAUCUGGCCUGCAAAACUCUUCUCUCUUACCUGAAGGCUGACCCUUGGAUGCCCCGGGAAGUAAAGGCCAACUACACAUGGUGGGACUCAAGGAAGUGGAAAAUCAUGAUUCCUGCUGGAUUUGCAAUGAAGAACAGCUUUCUAAAUCAACUUCAACGAAAACGUGAGGAAAAAAAUAAAUGGCGAGAUGAAGACCUCAUCCAGAUAAUCAUCACUAUCUUAAGAGACAUGUGCCAAGACUUUUGUGAUCCAACAAAUAAAAUAGAAUCUUUAGUACCAGCCAAGAUACAUGCCUAUUUUGGCGGUGAGUUUGAGAAACCCAAGACAGGAGAAGGUGCUCCUGAGAUUAUUAAAAUCCUCAGAGAACUUGAAAAACCACAGAACAAACCUGAAAACGAAUCCUGGAGCUGGUGUUCUCUACUAUAAAAUUUCGCUGUAUAGCCCUUGUGGCUUAGCGCUUCUUUUUGAUUAUAAUAAUAAUAAUACUAUAAAAUUUAAUUAUCAAAUGUAUAGUAUGUUAUACAUACGACUUAUCAUAAUGUUUAUGUCUAUGUUACAAGAAAAUUUUUUGUGUUAACUGUAUAUAUUUUUAACUUACUGCAGAGUCUAAAAUUAAACAGCCUAAAUAUUGAAAAAUAAUUUUGAUAUUGAAAUGCCUUUUUUUUUUUUUGGUCAGAUGGAGAUAAAUAUGAAUGAGUAUAUGUAAGAGACUAUAUAUAUUUCUGAGAAAGUAGGUGAGUGUCUCAAGACUCUUAUGUCUUUAAUUAUAUAUAAAACAUAAAAUUCAGUUCUUUUACUGGAAAUAAUUUGAUUUAA
This is a messenger RNA of Cherax quadricarinatus, 2368 nucleotides long. The record is from RefSeq and is a predicted model, not a curated record. Lineage: Eukaryota; Metazoa; Arthropoda; Malacostraca; Decapoda; Parastacidae.